Molecule: messenger RNA, 897 nt
Organism: Cylas formicarius (sweet potato weevil)
Lineage: Eukaryota; Metazoa; Arthropoda; Insecta; Coleoptera; Brentidae
Gene: Gsc
Product: homeobox protein goosecoid
Exons: 4
Coding region: 1-897 (298 amino acids)
Biological process (GO): regulation of transcription by RNA polymerase II
Cellular component (GO): nucleus
Molecular function (GO): DNA-binding transcription factor activity, RNA polymerase II-specific; RNA polymerase II cis-regulatory region sequence-specific DNA binding
Source: RefSeq, a predicted model, not a curated record
AUGUCGUCGGGGGCACCCUUCGCGUAUUACAUCUCGCCCCUAGAAGGGACGAAAUCGGCUCUACCCUAUUGGCAUAGAUCGGCCAAUAGGAGAGCCGGAUGGGCGUUUUUUACGCUGGCUAACAUAAAACGCGACGGUGGUGAUUUGGACUGGUGCGAAUCCAGCGGCGCGGAAGAUUACGCGGAGGAGGAUUUCAGGAUGGUCGAAACGUCGGCGCCCGCCGCCGUUUUGCCACCCCAUUUCAUGUUUUUGAACGACGGCUUCAAGCCGGUCUACCGGAAAAGUUGCACGGCGACGACAUCGUCGAACCCGAGCGGCGGCAGUUCUUUGUUCACGAUAGACAGCAUACUGGCGAAGCCUAGGGCGAACUCGCCGCCCCAAAGACCGCCCGUAUUUCAAGGUCAACCGGGUAGCUUCCCUUUCGGUCACAUCGCUGCCGCCGGCAACAGCUUCGGGACCACGUCCGCCGAGUUUCUCGCGAUGGCUUAUCCUGGGCUUUAUCCUGGUUACGUCCAUGCCCUUGCGGCUGCAUCUCAAGCUGCUUCUUUGGCCUCUGCCGGUACGCACCAUCAUCAACCUCCCAAGCGAAAACGUCGUCAUCGAACAAUAUUUAGCGAAGAACAGCUCGAACAAUUAGAAGCGACCUUUGAACAAACCCACUAUCCGGAUGUUGUGCUCAGGGAGCAACUGGCACUCAAAGUAGAUCUCAAAGAGGAGAGAGUAGAGGUUUGGUUUAAAAAUAGAAGGGCCAAAUGGCGAAAACAAAAACGAGAGGAACAGGAACGAUUGCGCAAAAUUCAAGAAGAAGACUCUACCAGACCAAACGUCGAAACGCAUAGAAUUCUACCUCAACAUCAAUUUAGCGAAGAUGACUCGUCAGAUUUGGAAGUAGCUUAG